AUGGAUGGAGACGCAUCUCCUAUCACUGAAGAGUCAUGUCCAGUGCUGCUAAUUCCAAGGAAAUGUACAGCGUUCGAAAUAAAUUGUGAGCCAAUGGAAAACUUAUACUUAGAUUUAAAUAUAACUUCAAUAGAUGCUGAAGGGAACGUAGCUUCUAUUUAUGAUGGCUGUUGCAACGUUCGGUUCCUAGAUCAUUAUGAUAUAAACUAUGUGUCUAAUGAUGAGCCAAUGCUUGAAGACCAGCUCGUAGGUCAGCCUAAUGAUGAGAUAGACCAGAUGAGGGCCAUCAUCCCCCAGGAGAGCCAUUACGCUGAUGAUGAGCUGGAGUGCGGUUUGUUUCUUACAAAAUUGCCGGACGAGAUAUUGAAUAAGAAUGACGGUGAGUCGGUAGAACAACGAACCUAUCAAGACACAACAGAGAGAAGCCAGGCGCUCAAACAACUGCUGUCGACAGACCUGAUUCCAAAACAACUGAAGACUAUCAUGUAUCUGGGAGAGGACUCGCAAUCUGGACAGACCAUACAGACGAUAGAUGACCCAAGGCUGAAGUGCUCCUAUUACAGUUAUGAGGAUGAAAAUGGAAGAAACAAUUCUGUGUCGGGUCAGAAACAGUACCAAUGUGUGAAGUGCGAACAACUGUUCGACAAUAUCCAUCUCUUCAAGCAGCACACAAGUAAAUCUCACUCGCUAAGUACGACAGUUCCACCGCGGGACCACCAUUGUCCUAUUUGCAAGCAAACACUGAAAACUAAGUUGACGUAUGACCUUCAUCGCUCUCGCCAUGGAAACCCAGGGCUAGAGUGCAGAAAGUGCUACAAAGUAUUUGCGUCAAACCAAUCAUUACGGAAUCACAAGAAGUACUCCCUGAUCAGCGAUCAGAGUGAUGAAGAAAUGAGAUUCGACGUUGUAAAGGAGGCCGACUCGGUGAUCCAGCAAGUGAUGUCUAAUGAGGUUUUUUUGCUCCCAAAUCGAAAGAAUUUUAAAAAUCAUUCCAAGAAGGUAGUAUGCGAUGUUUGCAACAAGCCAUUUUAUAGAAUUAGCGAUUUGAAGCGCCACCUCAUCGAACACGUGACCCGAAGCACCCUCGCCAAGAUCCCUGUCAACAACAGCGGCGGUCUCUCCAUCCUCUGCGAGGUUUGCCACACCGAAACCUUCACUAAGAUAGACCGCUAUAAGGCUCAUCUUCGCGAGCACGCGCAUCUUACUCUUUACAAAUGUCAAUUCUGCGACAGAUCAUUUGGUGACUCUAGUAACUUCUCCAAACACAAGAAGAUCCACGUCGCUUCAAUCUUUCAAUGCGAUAUGUGUAACAAAAAGUUCAAUACGAAGAAAAAGAUCAUUGAGCAUAUAGGGCGCCAUAACCAGGCAUCGCCAAUCUUCUGUCCCCAAUGCAACAAGACGUUUCAUUUCACAUCCCAGUUGAACAAACAUUUACAGACUGUUCACAGGAGAACGAAACGGUACAAGUGUCCGUUCUGUCAUGAGUUCUUCGGCAGUCUGAAAUUCAAGUGGGACCACGAGUGGUUGAUCCACAAGGUGCGUAAGACGCCCUUCGACUGCUGGAACUGCCAUUUCAAGUGCAGAAAGUAUACCGACUUGAAACGUCAUUGCCGAGAUAAUCAUAGUAUAGAUAUACCAUCUAUCAAAGAUUUCAUAGGGAGGAAAUUUAAUGGAAGAAUAUGA
This is a messenger RNA of Leptidea sinapis, 1683 nucleotides long. RefSeq names its product zinc finger protein 93-like. The record is from RefSeq and is a predicted model, not a curated record. Bases 1 to 1683 code for a protein of 560 amino acids. Gene Ontology annotation, biological process: regulation of transcription by RNA polymerase II. The transcript has 7 exons. Lineage: Eukaryota; Metazoa; Arthropoda; Insecta; Lepidoptera; Pieridae. Gene Ontology annotation, molecular function: RNA polymerase II cis-regulatory region sequence-specific DNA binding; DNA-binding transcription factor activity.